AAGGGCGUGGUGUACUGCCGCAGCAAGGAACAGUGUCAAAGGAUAGCAGAAGAGCUUAGAUGCGAAUACUAUCACGCUAACGUCCCUAAUCGCGCUGAACGGGUAAAGCAGUGGCUUGGCUCUGGUGGGCUGAUCGUGGCUACGUUAGCGUUAGGGACAGGGGUUAAUUACCCCAGGGUGGUGUAUAUACUACACGUGGGGAUGCCGUGGAGCAUGAUCGACUUCGCGCAAGAGAGCGGGCGUGGGGGGCGGGCCAGGGAGGAGGUUAACUCAGUUAUUGUUGUAGAG
Messenger RNA from Lindgomyces ingoldianus, 288 nucleotides. Its product is annotated as P-loop containing nucleoside triphosphate hydrolase protein. Gene Ontology annotation, biological process: double-strand break repair via homologous recombination. The transcript has a single exon. The annotation marks the transcript as partial. The record is from RefSeq and is a predicted model, not a curated record. NCBI's taxonomy places the organism in Eukaryota, Fungi, Ascomycota, Dothideomycetes, Pleosporales, Lindgomycetaceae. Gene Ontology annotation, molecular function: four-way junction helicase activity; 3'-5' DNA helicase activity. Gene Ontology annotation, cellular component: cytoplasm; chromosome.